AACAGGACAUUUGACAUUUAUCUGACGUUUCACCGGUUGUAUCCAAUGUAAACACGAAACUUGUUUUCAACAAUAUACUAAAUAAUCUAAAACCACUUAAGUACUAGUUCUUGUAUUAAGUAAUGUUCAUUUCAUUAAAUUUGAACCACAAAUAACACUCGUAAUGAUUGGAACUAUUGUAUUCAAUAAAAUAAAAUCGUUUAUUUUGGUAUUCCUCAAUUUAUUCAGGCGCGCCUUAUGUUGUUUUCGAAGGAGACGGCGCAAUUCUUGUGAUACGGUUCCUCUGACCCACGUAGGAGUGGUGUCCAAUGAUAACACCAUACAACAGAGUGGAGCAGAAAGUUGGUCCGAUUGGGAUGAUGAUAAACCUAAAACUGUGCAAGAUCACAUAGAAAUGUACAGGAAGCAGGCCUUUACAAAGGUAGAGGAACCGACUGUUGAAGAAGAACAGAACUUUUUCGAAGACAUGGCGCCAAAAAUUACCAAAACUAGCAAGAUUUAUGUUAGCAAAGAUAAUGAAAAUGUUAGCAGUGGAAGUAGACUUAAUUUUUCAGGGGACAAUGUUACUAUUUUGCCCACUUCUGAGUUGACUGAUUGGGAAGAAAAUUCAGGAUGGGAAGGUGAUAAAUUAGACUGGGACACACAGGAAGUAUUGCGAGAGAAAAGAAGACAGGAAAGAGAGAGGAGGCUUUGGGAACAACAGCAGAAGAGGCAAGAGAAAAUGAGGUCUCUGGGAGCUCGAAUCGUUUCCUAGUAGAGGAUCAUCACAUGAAGUACUGACUUAAAUUGUGAACUGCUGUGCUUAUUUAUUUUAUAAAGUGUGGCACUUGUAAAAUAAAUUAUAUGUUAUUAUUGUAAUCAUUUAUUUUUAUCACAAACAACAAAAAUAUGUGUACUUCAAUUUAUUUACUGAAUAAAUUGAUUAUAUUGUCUUCAUUAAACUACUUUUGUUUUGUUAA
Aethina tumida (small hive beetle) is the source of this 959-nucleotide messenger RNA. RefSeq names its product receptor-binding cancer antigen expressed on SiSo cells. Gene Ontology annotation, cellular component: secretory granule. The record is from RefSeq and is a predicted model, not a curated record. The coding region runs from base 164 to 754 and encodes 196 amino acids. NCBI's taxonomy places the organism in Eukaryota, Metazoa, Arthropoda, Insecta, Coleoptera, Nitidulidae. The transcript has 2 exons.